AACCCUCUACCCAGUGAUGUCGUCAGAACCCUCUAACCAGUGAGCUCAAGGUCAAACCAAGGUCACAGGUGGAAAGGAGGAGUGAAAACAGGAAGGAUGUGAGAUGAGAUUUCAUUCUCUUGUUCCCUGGCUAUAACAAAGACCCAGAAAGCACCCAUAGAGAGAGAGAAAGAGAGAGACAGAGGGAGGAGAGAGAGAAAGAAGAAGAGAGAGAGAAAGAGGGAGAAGAGAGAGAGACAUAAACAAUAGAAGGAAAGAGAAAGAGAGAGAGAGAGAGAAGGAAGAGAACACACAAAUCCAUUAAUGGCAGCAGAACCCGAGAGGUGUCUUUGAGAUUGCCUGAAGGACCCUUCCUCCACUAUGAGUGUCCCAGCUAGUUUCCAGAGUCUGUCAGUCAGCGGACGAGACAUAAAAAACUACAACAACAAAUCUCAUGUCCUGUUUCACCCUCCGACUGGAGAUGCUAACGCUAACCAGCUAGUGCUAAUUGGGGAGACUCCAGAUGACCAGGCCUCCAGCCCGCUACCCCCCCUGGUGGCCCAGAGCGAAGCCCAGGACAAGCUUCUUAUCUGGGGCAGGGAGGAGCGAUGUCUGGACCAUGACAUCCAGGAGUUGGAACUGCUAGAGAUACACACCUUCCAUGGAGAUGGAGAAGUGGAGGAGGAUGAUGAAGGAGAGGAUUCUAAAAGAGGAGCAGACGAAGGACUGUUGUCGAUCUCUUCCAGCUCCACGGCCAGCUGUGUUUCUGUUCACGGGAACGAUAACGAUGGGAGGGACAGAGGGAUGGAUAGACAAAAGGAGGUAGCGGGAGAGAGAGAGGUGCUCCGUCAGGACCUCAACUACAGCGUCCCUCGAUCAGGUAAAGAGACGGGAGGAGGAGGAGGAGAGCAGAACAGCGUGGGUGACAGAGGGAGUCUCUGUGUGUCUGCCGUUUCCACCCUGAGUAGCAGUCUGGACCCUACUGGACAUCCAUUGACCUCUAACCCCAAUCCCACUACCUCAGCCAAGAGAAGGGCUCCCCCUGUUGGCCUGAACUCCACAGCAGCACCACACUCUCAGGACACUCAUAACCUGGGAGAACUACAGUACCCGAGGUCACCUGACCAAGAAGUACAUCAUCAGCACCAGGAAACAUCUAACCUGGAUGUAGAACUGUCGAGGGGUCAAAGUGCGACAGAGGAGGGGUCUAAACUGGAUGUUACCACUCAAAGACAGGACGUGAGGUGUUACCAGGGAAACAGCAUUCUGUCCUCUUCAGAUGGAGGGAUAGGACAGAGGAAGAAGGGAGUAGGAGCUCCUCCUCCUCGCAGACAACAGCUCGUCCGACCUCUCUGUCAGUUGGAACCAGGAAGAGGGAGGAGCUUAGCUGAGCCAAUCACAAGACGGCGCUCCUCGACCUCUCCCUCCCUGUCUCCAGAUGCAGGUCGUAAGGUCGUGGACCCAGGUCACCACGGGGUCGACGGCAGGCAAACACAAGAGACCCUAGAGGUCAAGAGUUCAAUGGUCAACUGUAGCAGUUACUCCCACCUUCACUCCCACCCCCAUUACCAGCCCAGCUCCAGUCCCGGAGCUCCCCAGCCCAGCCAGGCCAGCCAGUCUGCCCAGAGAGAGGCUCGUUCCCUGGAUAGACGUCGGAGUAGCGCAGAACGUACCGCAAGCCUGGAGAGGAGACAUCAGCACCGGGACCAGUCUCAGCUCAGAUACCGUAGAAUUAACCGCUGUGGGGCUACUGUCACCUCUCAACCACGCUCACACACACCCCCUCGCUCCCCACUCGGAACCCCACAGGGGUCACCACGGAGACAAGAUCAACAACAACAACAGCCGAUGUCCCCUUCGAGGAUCAUUACAGGUUCAGCUCGGUAUCCCCAGGGCUAUGGUAGCAGUGGGCUUAGACCACCUCUCAAAUCUAACCUCGCUUCUACAGGGAUACCCAUACCUCCUCUACACCACCAGGCCCCUAACCCCAGCCCCAGCCCCCCUAAGCCCAAAGGAGUGCGGCCCAAAAUCAUCACCUAUAUCCGGAAGGGUCCUCAACUCAAACCCCAGGCUUCAGACGGGCCUUACCAGGUCUCCUCCUUGCCCUCCAGGCUCUCUGCCUAUACACAUACACACUCCCCUGCCACAAACAUGCCUCAGAAGCACUCCUCUAGCCCCAAAACACACACCAACACACACUCCCGCGGCAUAGCGUCCAGAAACACACCCGUCCUGAGUGCCUCCAACCUCCUCUACGACAAAUACAGACAGGAGAUGCAGAAAAACCGUCUGUUCAACUCUGGUAUGAUAGGAACAGGGAUCCGUGGCUACACACACACUGUCCCCCCGACACACACACAGUCUGGCUCUCACACACACACCCACACACACUCUGGAGCCCACACUCACAGCCACACAGCCCCUCCGAAGCUGGGCAGCAAGGCUGAGAGCUUCUAUGGACCACUGGUGGACAAGUACCAACCAGCAGAGAUGAGUAGAAAUGCGGGCAGCCUUGGUCGCGAGGACCCCUCAGGCCCCAGGAUGGCAACCCAGGCGGCUCAAGCCGGCGGCAGUGGCAGUCUGCUCCGCUCUGGCAUAGGGCUGCGCCCGCAACUGGUGGGUCUGGGAGCUGUUGCACGGGCAACCCCGGGGUCUGUCGUUUUCACUGCAACCAAGAACCAGAUGAUGGUUCAGGGUCAGAGGACAGCAUUGGGAUUCAGUCAACCAGUGCAGGCCGUCAGCCCAGCGACCAAUCAGAAUGGACAGGACAACACAGGUGACCAGCAAAGACCGUCACCCACCCCAGCUCCGUCCCAGACCCCCAGGACUCUGCUCCCCAGCCAGUCAGCUCUGCGUGCUCCUGGGUUCAGCUCGGUGUGUCUCCCCCCUGGAGCUCCUGGAGCCCCUGGAGCCCCUGGAGCCCCUGGAGCUGGACGUCUGGCUGCGUUCGGGUUCAUACGGAGCUCCAGUGUCUCAUCUGUGUCCUCUCUCCACUCUGUUGAGAGCUCCCCGUCAGACCCCUGUCGACCUGGGCCCAGUGUGUGUGUGGACCCUCCCCUCUACAGAGUGACCAACCCACCCUGUACAGACCCCCAGAGAGGAGGGGGACCCCCAAACUAUGCCACCCGUAAUCUACAGCCCCCAUCUACCCCAGCUCUGCCUCGAAGAUACCUGCCUGCUCAGCCCAGAGGGUCACCUGUUGGUGUGAGGAAGGAGUUCCCCAGGAGUUCUGAGAUCACAAGGUCCCUUCCUUCCUCUCCUAAGAGGCUGGCUGUGGUGCCUCCUAAACCCCAGUCACCAGUCCUCCCCAGGCAGCGUCCAGCAGCAGCCGCCAGAGGGUCAGUUCCCCCCUGCUCCCCUCGGCGCGUUCCCCCCUUCAGGCCAAAGCAGGAACAGCAGGAGAACCUGCAGAGGGAGAAAGAGGAGGCGCAAUUGAAGGAGAGAGAGAGGGAGGAGCAGGAGAGGGAGCGAGAGAGGGAGAAACAGAGGGAGGAGGUCCAGAGGCUUCAGAAUCGCUGUGUGGAGCAGGAGGAUCAGCUGACAUCACUGAGAGAGGAACUGAGGAAGACAACGCUAGGACUACAAGCCUUCAUCAUUACUUCCCAACACUACUGUCUACAGAAUGAGAGUGCUACAGAGAAGGAGAAAGAUCUCUCCCUGGAGAUUCAGAGGAUCAAAGUCGCUUCUAACACCACUCAAUGGGAGAGGCUGCAAAAGGAGAAGGCGGAGCUGGAGGUGGGGUUUGAGCGGGAGCUCACGGAGCUGCAGCUGCGGCAGGAGGAGGAGCUAGCGGCGGUGGAGGCGGAGCUAAGGGUCUGUCACUCAAAGGAGACGGAACACCUGAGGGCGGAGCAUCAGGAAGAGGUGGAGGAGAUCAGGACCCAGCAGCAAGAGCAGAUGGAUGAGCUGACGGUGAACCACGAGGCAGCCAUUCAAGAGCUGAGGGACAUGCACAACAUUACCAUGACAACGCUGUACGAGGAGCAUGCUCGCACCAUGAGGGACCUAAGGAAGUCUCAUGAGCAGCAGAAGGUAACUCUGGAAGAAGACUUUGAGAAGCUCAGACUCUCUCUGCAGGAUCAGGUGGACACCCUGCUGUUCCAGAAGAGUAGCCUGAGGGACAAAGCCAAACGCUUCGAAGAGGCACUGAGAAGAAGCACCGACGAACACAUCGUGGAUACCCUAGCCCCAUACCAGCACAUUGAGGAGGAUUUGAAGAGCUUGAAGGAUGUUGUGGAGAUGAAGAACAACCAGAUUCACCAACAGGAGAAGAAGAUCUCUGACCUGGAGAGAGUGCAGGCCCAGAAGAACGUUGUGUUAGAGGAACGGAUGCAGGUGCUACAGCAGCAGAACGAAGACCUGAUGGCCCGUAUAGACAAUAACCUAGCCCUGUCCAGGCAACUCUCAGAGGAGAACGCUAACCUGCAGGAGAAUGCAGAGAAGGAGAACGGAGAGAAGAAACGACUGAGCCGUAACAAUGAGGAGCUCCUCUGGCGUCUACAGACCUCACCUCUCUGCUCCCCCUGCUCCUCUCCCAUCCACCGCUCCUUCUCCACCUCCCCCACUCCGUCUUCCUGCCUCUUCUCCUCCUCUCCCGGGAUGGGAGGAGGGACGGGGUCUCACUACUGUGGAGGAUACCUGCCCCCCGCACCUACACAUGGCUACUCCCCUAGUCACAGAGAGAAUCUCAAUCAGUCUCCAGGGCCGGCCACGCCCACUCACAGAGGAUUCUCCAAUCAGAAUCAGUCUCCAGGACCGGCCACGCCCACUCACAGGGGAUUCUCCAAUCAGAAUCAGUCUCCAGGACCGGCGACGCCUACUCACCGAGUGUCACCCAAUCACUGUCACUCGCCUGCUCGGCUCAACCCCCUCAUGAGAUGAGCUCACGUUUCUCUCUUCCUGUCUUUCUUUUUCUUUUCAUCUCUUUACU
Oncorhynchus nerka (sockeye salmon) is the source of this 4909-nucleotide messenger RNA. RefSeq names its product microtubule associated tumor suppressor candidate 2a (gene mtus2a). Gene Ontology annotation, cellular component: nucleus; cytoplasm. The record is from RefSeq and is a predicted model, not a curated record. Lineage: Eukaryota; Metazoa; Chordata; Actinopteri; Salmoniformes; Salmonidae. Gene Ontology annotation, molecular function: microtubule binding. The coding region runs from base 361 to 4860 and encodes 1499 amino acids. The transcript is spliced from 18 exons.